UGAGUGAAAAACGUGUAGUUUGAUAGUUUUCCCGCCUUUUCCUCAUCCGAUACACCUUCGAGGAAGCUAGUCCAUCUGUAAAACCAUCUUUCAAUCCAUCUAUGAAAGUAAAACUUAUGUAACUAUGAGUAAUUAUCAUUACUCAUUUAAACGUAAUGUAUUGUAUUAAUAAUUACAUUUAUAUAAUUUUACAUAUCUGUGUGGUGAAAUGUGGAAGAAUAGAUUUAUUUGAUUUGGUAGUGUUAUAAUGUGAAUUGCAAUUUAUGCAGUAAUGCAAGUCAGAAAUUUAACACUUUUAGCAGAAUUCUCAGACUAUGGUGAAUGGUAUGUGAUGGAGGAGUCAUCAUAUAACGAAGACAACAUCAUUGGUUCGCCGAUCCAGGAGUUUUUCCGAGGGAAAACAGUUUUUCUCACCGGCGGCACUGGUUUUAUGGGAAAAAUUCUGAUUGAGAAAAUUCUGAGAUGUUGUCCACACGUCAGUAGAAUAUACAUGCUGGUCCGACAGAAGAAGAACAAGGACUUUCAACAAAGAAUGCAUGAAUAUGUGGAGGAUGAGAUUUUCCACAAACUGAACGCGAAAGCACGUCUGAAAGUGACCGGAAUACCGGGAGAUGUCGCCCAGCCACGUUUGGGAAUCUCCAACGAACACCGCAAACUUCUAGAAGAUUCGGUGAACAUCGUGUUCCACGCAGCGGCAACGGUGCGAUUCGACGAGCAGCUGCCGACCGCCGUUGCCAUCAAUGUGGCCGGGACUAAGGAGCUGUUCGAUCUGGCCAGAAACAUGAGGCACCUCAAGGCGCUUGUACAUGUAUCAACUGCGUUUUCGAAUUGUCAAUUGGAUGAGAUUAGAGAAGAAAUCUACGAGCCACCAACAACUCACCAGAAACUCAUUCAGUUGACGCAAAGUAUCGAGGGAAAAUUCCUGAAUGAAAUCACACCAAUAAUCCUGGACAAGAGGCCAAACACUUACGUCUACACAAAAGCAGUGGCUGAGGAAGUUGUCAGAACACUGAGCAAAGGACUACCAGUGAGCAUUUUCAGACCUGCCAUUGGUAAGAAAUCUUCAAUCUUACAAUUGUAUUGGAAUCUUCCAAUAGAAAUAGAUUUCUUAGAAUCGUAUAUGAAGUCGCAUCUUUCUUUAAUAAGAAAAGCAUAUCCACACAACAUAACUGGAAACACAACUCAACACUAUUUAGUUGUAUGUCUACAGCUUAUAAUUUUCUUCCACAGAACCAUAGAAGACUCGAACCAAAACGAGAACGAACCAGCGGAAGAAGUAGUUCACGAGGAGCCAACCGUCUACAACUAUGUGAGCUCGACGCAGCGACCAAUCACCUGGAAGCAAUUCUCCGAGCUGGCAGUCACACACGGCGAGGAGUGUCCCCCCACCCAGUCCUUAUGGUGCUUCUGCCUCACUCUCAACAAAUACUUCCUCAUUCACUAUCUCUACGUUCUCUUCUUGCACUUCCUGCCAGCCAUUGUCAUGGACGGCAUUGCCAUGGUCUUUGGCAAGAAAGCUGGAAUGAUGGGAAUCUACAAAAAAGUCAACAAGUUCUCAGAGGUGUUGUCCUACUUCACCACGAGAGAUUUCGCAUUUCACAACGACAACGUUCAGAGUUUGUGGCGGAUUCUCUCUCCGCAGGACAAGGAAAUGUUCCCAUUCGAUUUAUCCAGCCUGGAUUGGGACGAGUACUUCCACUACUAUGUCAGGGGCGUCAGAAAGUACCUGAUGAAGGAAGACCCUGCCACGAUACCUCAGGCAAUGAACAAGUACAAAAAAUUCAAAUUUCUGCACCGAGCGCUGAAGCUGGUCAUCGCCUUUCUCUUGUUGAGAUUGCUGUGGACCAAUCUUGUACCAAUAUUUCUACGUGUUUCUGUGCAUUGAGGCAACUGAGAAUUGCAAAUGAUUGCUACUGAAUUAAGGAAAAACAUAGAAACUG
This is a messenger RNA of Nilaparvata lugens (brown planthopper), 1940 nucleotides long. Its product is annotated as fatty acyl-CoA reductase wat. The coding region runs from base 272 to 1885 and encodes 537 amino acids. Gene Ontology annotation, molecular function: alcohol-forming very long-chain fatty acyl-CoA reductase (NADP+) activity. Gene Ontology annotation, cellular component: peroxisome. The record is from RefSeq and is a predicted model, not a curated record. Gene Ontology annotation, biological process: long-chain fatty-acyl-CoA metabolic process. The transcript has 8 exons. NCBI's taxonomy places the organism in Eukaryota, Metazoa, Arthropoda, Insecta, Hemiptera, Delphacidae.